UAACAUUCCUUUCUCAUUCUGUAAUCACUGCUGCAUUUCAUUGCCAUGGAGUCUCAAAGCCCCCAAACCACUGAAAACAACCCCACCAUGGCUCAUAAACUGAAGAGAAACUUAACUUUCCGGUCCAAAUGGGCAGAAUUGAAUGGUGCUAUGGGAGAUUUGGGCACAUACACUCCCAUUGUGUUGGCCUUGACACUCGCCAAGGACCUUAACUUAGGCACCACAUUGAUUUUCACAGGUGCCUACAACAUCGUCACCGGCGCCAUAUACGGUGUUCCGAUGCCUGUCCAGCCAAUGAAGUCAAUCGCGGCGGCGGCUAUAUCGGAUUCGGGUUUUAAUAUCCCUGAAAUCAUGGCGGCCGGGAUUUGCACGGGUGGGAUCUUGUUGGUUUUGGGUGCUACGGGGUUGAUGCAGCUGGUGUAUAAGUUGAUACCAUUGUCUGUUGUUAGGGGAAUUCAGUUGGCACAAGGGUUGUCAUUUGCUAUGAGUGCAGUUAAGUACAUUAGAAAAGUUCAGGAUUUUUCGAAAUCGAAAUCGAUUGGGAACAGGCAUUGGUUGGGGUUGGAUGGAUUGGUUCUGGCAAUCGUUUGUGCUUGUUUCAUAAUUGUUGUCAACGGUGCCGGUGAGGAACGAAACGAGACAGAGACCGAUGUCGUCGACGAAGAAACAAAUUCAAAAACCAAAAGAAUCAGGAGGAUCAUGGCUAAUAUUCCUUCAGCUUUCAUCAUUUUCAUGUUGGGAGUAGUCUUGGCAUUUAUACGAAGGCCUGCAGUGGUAAAACACAUCAAAUUCGGACCGUCAUCGAUUGACGUCGUGCAAAUAACAGGGCAUGCAUGGAAGGAAGGAUUCAUCAAGGAAACCGUCCCACAACUGCCUUUAUCAAUACUCAAUUCGGUGAUCGCGGUAUGCAAAUUGUCGUCUGACCUUUUUCCAGGAAAGGAAUUCUCGGCUACUUCGGUCUCGAUAACGGUCGGGCUAAUGAACUUGUUGGGGUGCUGGUUUGGUGCCAUGCCGUCGUGCUGCCAUGGUGCAGGUGGACUAGCCGGACAGUACAAGUUCGGAGGCAGGAGUGGCGGGUGUGUGGCGAUCCUUGGCGCAGCGAAAAUGGUGUUGGGCUUGGUUUUGGGAACUUCUUUAGUGGUGAUCUUGCACCAAUUUCCCGUUGGACUCUUGGGUGUUCUGCUUUUAUUUGCAGGGAUUGAGCUAGCAAUGACCUGCAGAGAUAUGAACUCGAAGGGGGAAGCUUUCGUAAUGUUGAUAUGCACGGCGGUUUCGCUCGUUGGCUCGAGUGCAGCACUCGGGUUCCUUUCCGGAAUCGUGGUGCAUUUGAUUCUUAAACUAAGGGACUUUGGCCGAGAUCGAUCAUGUUCUACGAUUAAUAUUCGUGCAACUCCAUAGGAACACCAUGCUUUUCAGCUAUUCUUUGAAUAACCAAAGAAAUGUACGUUAUUUCAGUGAAUCUUGUUCAUAUGUAUUCAUUUAAAAU
Messenger RNA from Hibiscus syriacus, 1486 nucleotides. Its product is annotated as molybdate transporter 1-like. Lineage: Eukaryota; Viridiplantae; Streptophyta; Magnoliopsida; Malvales; Malvaceae. The transcript has a single exon. Bases 46 to 1398 code for a protein of 450 amino acids. Gene Ontology annotation, molecular function: molybdate ion transmembrane transporter activity. Gene Ontology annotation, biological process: molybdate ion transport. The record is from RefSeq and is a predicted model, not a curated record.